Rhodofomes roseus is the source of this 888-nucleotide messenger RNA. RefSeq lists its product as uncharacterized. The transcript has a single exon. The record is from RefSeq and is a predicted model, not a curated record. The coding region runs from base 254 to 724 and encodes 156 amino acids. NCBI's taxonomy places the organism in Eukaryota, Fungi, Basidiomycota, Agaricomycetes, Polyporales, Fomitopsidaceae.
GCUCAUUUCUGAUUCGCAUUCGUCGACUUUCCUCUGAUGACUGUACAUACAGGCGGCUUCGACCCCCGAGGGUCAGAACGAUCAUAAGCGUAACCAGCUUCGCGAGCUUGCUGCACUAAACGGAACUCUUCGUGAUGACGAGAACCAGAUCUGUCAGAACUGCGGUGGCGUUGGCCACCGGAAGUACGACUGCCCAGAGCAGCGUAACUUCACGGCCAACAUCAUCUGCCGCGUUUGCGGAAGCGCAGGGCACAUGGCUCGAGACUGUCAAGUUAACAGGGACCCUAACGCCAUUCAUAACGCACCUCCUUCUAACUCGAUGGCGGUUACAAAGGGUGGCUUCGACUCCGAGUACGCAAGUCUGAUGGCGGAGCUCGGAGAGGGCGGGAAGGGUCCUGGAGACGGCCCCAAGAAUUCCUGGAUGGGAAGCGCAGGUCACGAUAUCACUGCCGGCGGUUCUAACAUCCCUCCCUGGCGCCGCCCGGAAGUCUGGCAGAGCAGCGCCGUGCCUCCUCAGCAGAACAACGGCUAUCGCCCGCCCCAGGGUUACGGCGGUUACGGCGCCGGCUACGGCGCCCCCCAGGGCCAACAAUGGGGUGCUCAAGGCGGAUACGGAGGUGGUCAAGCCGGCGGUUACUAUCCUCAACAGGACUACUCAGCCAACUACGCUCAGUACUACCAGGGUCAAUACGCUCAGCAGCAGACCGGUACCCCUUCACACUGAUCCGAUUUUCGCUCUGACGCUCCUCGUCCCCGUCUAACCCCCGGUUCCCAUCGUUCCACGACCUCCCCAUUCUCCCCAGGUCUUGUUGUCGACUCUAGCUCGUUCACAGCUCUUACUACACCCGCUCAUGCCCCAUUCCCGUUGCCGUCAUCACCGAGACUGCA